Messenger RNA from Xenopus laevis (African clawed frog), 1245 nucleotides. RefSeq lists its product as uncharacterized. The transcript has 2 exons. The record is from RefSeq and is a predicted model, not a curated record. Bases 36 to 797 code for a protein of 253 amino acids. Lineage: Eukaryota; Metazoa; Chordata; Amphibia; Anura; Pipidae.
GCCGUUCAAUUCCUAUUUGAGAGCCGGCACAAGAAAUGAAUCCAUCUGAAAAGAAAGCCGAAACCUCCAGCCUUUCAGAGGCUGCAAAUGAAGAGACUCUUUUCUCAGCAAGGGACCCCUUCCAGCAAACACAAGAAAGCCUGGAGGAAGAUUUAAAAAAAAAGCUGCGAAUUCUGUCCAAGAGGGAAAUCAGUCUUUCCCAGCAUUGUGCCACUCUCGCAGGGUACAUGAGAACCUUACGAAUGCCCAGGAGCCUCAGUUCUUUUCUGAUACCAAUUUUCUUCCAGGAAGAUGAAGAGUUCUUGGAUCAGUGGAACACAAUCCUAAAAAAAUGCUCUGUAGACCUCAUGCAGUUAAUGGUUGAGGGCUUGAGAGCCACCUUGAAACAGGUCAGGGAGGAGAUAACUGAAGUUCAACAAAUAUUACUAGAGAUCCUGCCGGAGGAAGACUGUCAAUUCAGAGAGGCAGAACUCAAAGGCAAACCUAUUCUGCAUGCGUUGGAGCAAGAUCUGGAGAAGUAUCAGAGAGAAGUGUUAGAUUACAGUGCUACGAAGAAAAGAGAAAGGGUCCCCCCUCCAGCCACAACAUGCACAACCUACCCAUCAGGAAGCAAUGCCGAAGAAGAGGAAGAAGAAGAAGAAUCAAAUUCACCUACAUCCUCUAACUGGCAGAAGAUGAGAGCCAAGAGCCCACAACCAAACUGGGGGCAAAGUGAAGUCAAACAUCCCUUUAAGUGGUGCAAUAGAAGGUGUCAAGGAGGCAGGAAUGGGAAAUCUCAAGAGAGGAAAGGAAUCUAGAAGUUCCCUCGCAACUGGAGAGGUGGAGAAGACUGGAUCACAUGGAAUGUGCCACCAAAAUCAUCUUCUGCCUUCUCCUUUGAGACCCACUAAGAGCCGUAUCUGUAACACUGUCUGCUCAUGUAUUUGUAUGGACUGCUCCUUUAUAAUGUGCUUUGUAUUUUAGCUACUUGCUCUGCAUUAUUUCUCUACCCCACUUAGUUUGUGCUUAAGGGGCCUACUAUUAGAAAGUACAUGUCUUGUUGUAGCCUGAACUCACAGGACCUCCCUAACUCGUCUGUCUGAUACAUGCAAGUUAAGGGUAGGAUGGUGAGUUGCAAUAAUUAUAGGGCUGCAGAAUGUAGUGAGGGCUGCUCUGAUGGAGGGUCCCAAUCCUACCUGCACUCAAGGAUACAGAGUGUAAACAAGUGGCAGAUUGUGCCACUUAGCAAAUGACCCCUAUAGAUUU